Messenger RNA from Asterias rubens (European starfish), 4547 nucleotides. Its product is annotated as serine/threonine-protein phosphatase PP1-beta catalytic subunit. The record is from RefSeq and is a predicted model, not a curated record. Bases 2 to 988 code for a protein of 328 amino acids. The transcript has 8 exons. Gene Ontology annotation, cellular component: cytoplasm; nucleus. Gene Ontology annotation, molecular function: protein serine/threonine phosphatase activity. NCBI's taxonomy places the organism in Eukaryota, Metazoa, Echinodermata, Asteroidea, Forcipulatida, Asteriidae.
GAUGUCUCUUAAAAUGGCGGACGGAGAACUGAACAUAGACACGGUCAUCACCCGGCUUUUAGAAGUUCGGGGAUGCAAGCCAGGCAAGACGGUGAAUUUGACGGAAUCAGAAGUCAGGGGACUGUGUCUUAAGUCAAGGGAGCUCUUCCUUAGUCAACCAAUCCUCCUAGAACUUGAAGCGCCGCUGAAAAUAUGUGGUGACAUACACGGUCAGUUCACAGACCUUUUAAGGCUCUUUGAAUAUGGUGGCUUCCCACCAGAGUCCAACUAUCUAUUCCUAGGAGACUACGUGGACAGGGGAAAGCAGUCGCUAGAAACCAUCUGUCUACUGCUAGCUUAUAAGAUCAAAUAUCCAGAGAACUUCUUCUUACUGAGGGGCAACCAUGAAUGUGCUAGCAUCAAUAGGAUCUAUGGCUUCUACGAUGAGUGUAAAAGACGCUACAAUGUCAAAUUAUGGAAGACGUUCACAGACUGUUUUAACUGCUUACCGAUUGCUGCUAUCAUCGAUGAGAAAAUCUUCUGUUGUCAUGGAGGGCUUUCACCAGACUUGCAGUCUAUGGAACAGAUCAGACGCAUCAUGAGACCAACUGAUGUUCCUGAAACCGGUUUGUUGUGUGAUUUGCUGUGGUCUGAUCCUGACAAGGACACGACAGGCUGGGGUGAGAAUGAUCGCGGAGUCUCCUUCACGUUCGGCGGUGACGUCGUCUCGAAAUUCCUCAACAAGCACGACUUGGAUUUGAUAUGCAGAGCUCACCAGGUGGUUGAAGACGGAUAUGAAUUCUUUGCCAAGCGUCAACUCGUCACCUUAUUCUCAGCGCCCAACUACUGUGGGGAGUUUGACAAUGCUGGGGGCAUGAUGAGUGUAGAUGAAACGCUCAUGUGCUCAUUUCAGAUUUUGAAACCCUCGGAGAAGAAGGCCAAGUACCAGUAUGGCGGUUUGAACUCUGGACGUCCAAUCACUCCACCCAGGGGAGGUAACAAGAAAUGAACUGUCCAAUCAAGGCAAUCACAGCAACGGGGAUUAAGGUAGAACUACUCGGCAUUAGGGAUCAAAGGUCUAAGGUUCAAACUCCCAAUCAUGAUCUUGGUACAGUCAAUGCAACAUUAUUUGAUGGGUUACGUAGGGUCGAUGCACUAUCAUUAGGUGCAUUUCGUAGGGUCAAUGCAUCAGCAUUUGCUGGGUUUCGUGGGAUCAAUGCAACAUUAGCUGCAUAUCGUACGGGCAUUUUAUCUUUCCUCAAACAAAUUGAAAUAAGAAUGAAAAAAAAGUACAAUUGUUUUCUCAUUACUCUUUUUUUCUAAAUAUAUGGUAUUAGUCAAACAUCAUCUCAGUAGAUAAGACUUUGAUUACUUGCCAAGGAGUCUUAUCAAAUUGUUAACAAUGGUUUGCUCUGCUGGCCAAAUGGAAAGUUUGAGUUGAAAUUAUAGAAGAACCAAAAAAGCAAACAUUAUAUUAGUCAUGAAUCAAUAGACCUUGGUGACAGCCAUUUUAAUAAUGUUUUUUUGUAAAGGUGAGUUAACAUGAAGUCUCCAUUAAUCUGUUUUAAUUUUUGAUUUGUAUUUACCUUUUUUCAUUUAAACAUAUGAUUAUUUCCAAAUUGCCUAGGUCGAAAUGUACCCUACUUUUUGCAAACCUCUGUAUUUCAAAGAACAUUGUUGGUUUGGGUGAAACACAUAAUGCAAAGUUUGAAAUCCUUUAAAAAACAAUUAUUGUAAUCUUCAUGUAAUCUUCAUGAUUUUAUAUUUUGGGCUCUUUUGGGUUGGGUUUGAACAUUGUCAUUACCUGUAAAUAUUUGUACAGUCUGCCAUAGGGGAAAAAAGCAAAAUAAUUUGUAAGCAAAUAAUGCAAAAAACCAAAAGGGACUAACACGUAGUUUUGAACUGAGUAAAGGCCUUUUUUCUUUCUUGUAUAUUAUCAUAAACAUAUUUUGUAAUGCUUCUAGAGAUGCAAACGAAGAAGAAACUUAACAACACUGCACAACAAAGUGGAGAACAAUUCCGUCACUUUCUUGAGAAAUGCCCUUGUCGUUUUUUAUCCCAUCCAUACAAGUUUCAAAUCUUAAGGUAAACUUCUAAUUCCAACUGUUUGUCUCUUGUUUCUGGUUCCUUUUUUGAAGACUAACACACUCUGAUGAUUUAAUGCAAAGUUUCAUUGUUUUUUGCGAGUCUCUAUUUUGUUCUGGUCUGUAGCUUGUGCGCACGUACGCAGGAAGUCAAACACAAGUCUGUUUAUCUUCAUUACACAAACACUCACAAACAUAGUGCCAGUAAAGAAACAAUAUUAUUGCAUGUUUGCUUGAUCACAUAUGUGUCCCUGCGUUUAUGUAUAGCACUAAAACGUGUAAGUCAAAUCGAUGAUGGGAAUGGAAUACUGAGAUGAUCAUAUGAUGUGUCCAAUAUUAGUUUGUUUAACUCAAAUUUAACAUAAAUUGGGUCAUCUUUUAUGAUUCUUGUCAACAUGGUUUAACAUAUUAUUGAUUUAUAUUAACAGAUCAAUGCUCCAUUUUGCAUUACGUUUAUUUGACUUUCUUUUCAUUGUAUUAUAAAUAAUUAUAUCAAAGCUGUUAUUGAGACUGAUUGGUUUACUUAGCUAUUUAAGUUCAUUUUAGCUGAUUUAGAAGAGUAAAAAAAGGAAUGUUUUAAAUAUAAUGUUAUUGUUUGCGAGAGUGGCAUUUGUAUGCAGAUUACAAUUUUUUACGUAUGAUAAUGUCAUGCGAAAAUGUGGGGUGAGGAGAGUCAUGAAAGGUAUUCUGCUAAAAAGGUGUUUUACAAAUUCAGAAGAAAAUCGGCACCAAGCUCCUUCACGACUGCUGUUUGAUUUUUGGGAUGUAAUUAUUUGUACAAUUGUUUUUGUUUGAUUAUAUAUUUGAAAGUCACAUGCCAACUGUUAUAUUUUUUUAAUUGGUUUAGCUGGGUAUAAAUCACGAAAAAGGUAGCCAGUGUUUUGUUGUCUCAAAAUGUUCCGAAGUGAAAACUCAAAUGAGUUGGCAUUAUUUAUUUUGUUAAUUAUUUUGGCCAAAUGGUAUUUCUCCUUCACUUCCAGUGUAUUUAUGCCUUUUUUUGUUGAUCGACUUCAAAGCGUCCUUUUACACUACAUGCUGAAAUAAGUUUGAUUUAGAUGUUGCCUAAAAGAUCACCCAGCGCCUUUUGUUGAUGUCCUCAACUGGAAAAGCAUUGCAACCAAAGCAACAGCAGAAGACAGGAACUGAAAAGUGACUAGAAAUUCUGAUUAGAAAAUUUGUUAUUUUGCAGCUAAUUGAAAGAGAAAUUGUCAUGCAGUUUGUCUUUACUGUGCAAUGAAAAUACUUCAAGCUUGAUAUUUGUUAAUGUUUUGUUCUUGUAGGUGGUUAGUAAGACAAGUAAUUGCAUUCGAAAAGAUGGUUGAAGGAUUAUUGCAAUGAAUUGGUGGAUUAAUACUCCACUCAGGUUCUGAGCAACCAACUUUGUUCACAGUUUAAAGAAAAGGCAACUCUGUCGGUUGGUGAACUGUUUUGUUUUGUUGGUUGCAUUUGCCUUUACUGCAGUUCAAUUUAAGGCAGGAAAAUCAUUGCUUCUUUUGAAAUCCAGUAGAAGGGAUCAAAGAGUAAAGGUUGAACACCUACAACAAUUAACUGAAUAGAAAUGGGAGAAUUACAGAAAUUUUUUGUAUAGGAAUAGUAAGCCUAGUUGUUGAAAUGUUAAAAGUAUUUUGAAGUGAGGUAGGGUUUUGAUACACGAUUCAUUGUAAUUCUCAGUUGCCGACGAAUGAUUUGUUUUUUUUUAUAAAUUCAGUGCCUUCCGGACAUUUUUUUAUUUUUAGCGAGUUUCAGUUCAAGUAGGUUCUUAAAUGUUGCAGUGGUGCUCAAAGAAAAAAAUACCCUGUGAGGGGGUCAAGAUGUCUCUCACAAUGGCACAAGCUGAAACAGUAAACAGUGGAGUCUAACAUGGGCUUUUUUUAACUCCCACUAGACAGUUUGGGAUGAUUUGCAGUGUCGGAAGUGUAUGUUUUCCCUCUAUCUAUAAAGGAGAGAACAUUCACUCAAAAUGAAUCAGUGAAAGUGUCGCCUCGUGCCAAAAUGUGACAACCUAAACAUCAGCCAUACGAUGUCUUCAACAAUCUAUAGGUGGAGAAAUACUUGCCAUGUAGAACCAAUAAGGUGUUAUUCUCAUAUAUUUUGAUGAUGAGUCAAAUUCAAGUUUUGAGUUUUGGUAAUUUCUUGUUAUUCGAGUAAAACUGAUUCAAGUUUUGAGGUUUGGUAAGACGUGUUCGGUUUUGGCAUGAGAGCGUCUCAAACGAUUCAGGGAUUGUUUUCCUAUUUAACUGAUGUUCAAAAAAAUUCGAGUAGACUUAUAGCCACAGAGAGGUUACUAGUGAAAUAAAUAAAUAUAUUAUAUUUAAUCAUUGUGUUUAAUAGCCUCUUGUGGCUCAGAGUUUAAAACGACACUAACUUUUACUAUUACUCCCCUUUUUUCUUCAGAAAGAUGUUUUGUCGAUGUUAUUGUAGAAUUUUAUGCCAAUGUAAAAAGUUAUUGCACUUUCAUUAGAAAAUAAACUGUUUUACAAACAA